This is a messenger RNA of Prorocentrum cordatum, 1051 nucleotides long. Lineage: Eukaryota; Dinophyceae; Prorocentrales; Prorocentraceae. The record is from the annotation of a GenBank genome assembly.
GCUUUCUCAAAAGCUGCUGGCGGCGAUCACCCAGGGCGUGGCGGCGCAGUCGGCGGAGACCGAGGCUGCGCCUGUGCGCAGGGCCUCGUGGAGGUUUCUGCACUACAACCCGCUGACGGCGCGCGAGACGGAGAGGUUGGACGACAUAGAGACCGCCUGCGAGGGCUACGACUUCGUCGGCCUGAUAGGACACCACAUGGUGGCCACGACUAUGCAGAAGGCUGACGACACCUGGUACGGUAACUGCGAUAACUCGUCGCUCGUGGACUACAUCUGCAUACCGACGGCGCUGGAAAAAUGGGAGACAAGUUGCGGACCGUUGGCGAGGCUUGGCAGAGCAAUGCAGAAGAUACCGAGCAAACAGCGACGAGAUCAUUUGCCAGUACAUGUUAACCUUUGCAUGCCCUCUAUCAGCGAGCAGCGCAAGCAGGACAACUCACCAAAGUGGAAUGCGGAAACCAUGAUGCAGGCGUACGUGGGCAUGGACAUGGAGCGCAAGCGGGCCUUCGUUGAGGACAUGGGGGCCACGCUUGACCAGAACUGGGACGAGCUGCUGGACUUGGCCAAUCGUACGUCGGCGGAUUACCUCUUCGAAAAGACGGAGCAGUUAUUAAUUGAAGUUGGACAACAAUAUUUCUCACGGGAACCUGAGCGAGAUGAACGAUAUCAAGCCCUAAGGGAGAGACGCAUGAUUUUACUCAAAGCACGACGCGGCUUUAGACUUCGGCAUGAUGAGAGCUCGGAAAUGGAAGAACACGAAGUGGUGGAGGGACUCAAAAAACUUUCGGCUUACAUGAAGAAGGAGCGAGAAAUUGAGUGGAAAGCUUACCAGGAGGACCUGCUGGACCAGAUAUGGGCACAUUGGCGCGUUCGUAAUAUGGCAGAAGUACACAGACUUACACGGAGAGCGGCGAACACCAAGUACGGCGUAAAAAAGAGACAUUUCCUGACGGUAAAGGCCCUGGGACUUACAGCAGACAAAUGGGCAGCACACUGGACACGGGCGGGACCAGACGGAGGCAUGCAGGCGACACAGAUGCACGACUGGGAU